Messenger RNA from Aspergillus chevalieri, 180 nucleotides. RefSeq lists its product as uncharacterized. The record is from RefSeq and is a predicted model, not a curated record. Lineage: Eukaryota; Fungi; Ascomycota; Eurotiomycetes; Eurotiales; Aspergillaceae. The coding region runs from base 1 to 180 and encodes 59 amino acids. The transcript has a single exon.
AUGACCGCUCCUGGCGGCGAGGAGGUGACCCAGAGCUGCUCGGGGGAGCUGGAGCUCUGGUGGCCGUUUCUCUAUGGCUAUGCCAAGGGCCUUAUACCGUUCAGGGGCCUUGUCUGCCCAGUACUGUGUGAAAUGUUGCCAGUGCACCCUCUGGGCUGCUCGCUUGGCAGCCGCUAUUGA